AUGGUUUUAAUGACAAUGAUUGCCCGUGUUGUAGACGGGCUACCUUUGGCCGCUACAAUGCAAGAAGAUGAGCAGAGCGGCUGCAAUAUAUUGGAGUAUCAAAACCAAGCAAAAAUGCUGUUUAGAAAAUUAGGUCCUCAAUCGCCAAUCCGCUGUUCCAUCGAAACUGGAUCCCAUCUCUUCCACUAUUUGAUAGAGAAUGAGAUCUGCUACCUAGUUCUGUGUGAACGCAACUACAGUAAAAGACUUGCCUUCAGUUACUUAGAGGAAAUUGCACAAGAAUUUUAUCAACAAUACGGAAAGAGAGUGAACACAGUGACCCGUCCCUACACAUUCAUUGAGUUCGACACGUGGAUGCAGCGGGCACGCAAGCAGUACGCGGAGGGGGGCGCGCGAGCGAGGCGCGCCGGUGCCACCGCCAAUCUCGGGGGCCAGCUCGGAGACGUACAGCGGAUCAUGAUGCAGAAUAUUGAUGAUGUGCUGCAGAGGGGAGCUGUUUUAUCAGAAUUAGACACAAAAACGCAGAAGCUGUCAAUGAUGUCGCAAAAAUACAAAAAGGAUGCUACAUACUUAAAUACCAAAUCCAUGUUAGUGAAAGUCACCGCGGGAGCCGUCAUCAUACUAGUGGUUGUGUUGUACUUCUGGGUGCUG
Messenger RNA from Brenthis ino (lesser marbled fritillary), 651 nucleotides. Lineage: Eukaryota; Metazoa; Arthropoda; Insecta; Lepidoptera; Nymphalidae. The record is from the annotation of a GenBank genome assembly.